AAAGAAACAGACACCCACUUUCUGUUUAUGAGCCGCAACAAUAUAAAUAAGAAUUCCAGACAGAGAGACCCAGUUGUGGCGACUCGUCCGGUCGAGACCCUUGUGAUUGGACUGGUGAUAGAGAAACGAAGCCGAGCCAAAGCCUCUCAUUGUUCUCGACCCGAACCGCCACCAAACCAAACCGAAUCAUUCUUCACCAAUCCAACUACGCGUCCCUCUCUUCUUUUCUCCUUGUGGUCCACGAUCUCCUAUUCUAACCCCGGUCCCGGCACGCUUCGACUCAGAUCGACAACAGCGACGACGGCGAGGUUUACGACUUCGUUUCCCUCGCUCACGCAGUUUAUCGCCCUCUGGCCAUGCGACUCUGGUUCGCUGCUGUAAUUUGCCUCUCCAGAGAGGACUCUUUCGUAAUAUUCGCCCAAAAGUCCGCCUUCUAUACAGGUAGUCGUGCUGAAUUCAGCCAUGGUUGCCGAUACGCACGGUCCUAAUCCAAGAGGCGUCCUCUGCAAUGCUGGUGCUGGUGCUGCUGCCGGGGUUAUUGCCGCGACUUUUGUUUGCCCUUUAGAUGUUAUCAAGACCAGGUUUCAAGUUCACGGGCUGCCGCGGCUCGGUAAUGGAAGUAUUAAAGGUAGUCUUAUAGUUGGAAGUUUGGAACAAAUAUUUCAAAAGGAGGGUCUACGUGGGAUGUACCGUGGUCUAUCUCCCACUGUGCUCGCGUUACUUCCUAACUGGGCGGUUUAUUUCACUAUAUAUGAUCAGCUCAAAUCCUUACUUGUCUCUGAUGAUGAGAAUCAUCGUCUUUCAAUUGGUGCUAAUAUGGUAGCUGCUUCUGGUGCUGGAGCUGCAACAACUAUUGCUACAAAUCCACUUUGGGUUGUGAAGACAAGAUUUCAGACUCAAGGAAUGAGACCAGGUGUGGUUCCAUAUAGGGGUACACUUUCUGCUUUGAGGAGAAUAGCCCAUGAGGAAGGCAUCCGGGGACUGUACAGUGGUCUCGUUCCUGCUUUGGCUGGAGUCAGUCAUGUUGCCAUCCAAUUUCCAACAUACGAGAAGAUAAAAUUCUAUUUGGCCAACCGAGAUAAUACCACAAUGGAUAAACUUGGUGCGCGUGAUGUUGCUGUUGCGUCAUCCGUCUCCAAAAUAUUUGCAUCUACGUUGACGUAUCCACAUGAGGUCGUGCGUUCAAGGCUUCAGGAACAAGGCCAUCACUCCAAGAAGAGAUAUUCUGGUGUAACUGAUUGCAUUACAAAGGUAUUUCAGCAAGAGGGCAUCCCUGGAUUUUACCGUGGCUGUGCGGCCAACCUUCUAAGGACUACUCCAGCUGCUGUAAUUACAUUCACCAGCUUUGAAAUGAUUCACCGAUUCCUUGUUAAUUUAUACCCUCCUGAUCCUCAACCUCACACAUUAUGAAGACAGACGAAGCUAGCUUGAGGAAAUAGCGGUUGUAAAGAACUUGCAUUGGUUCAAAUUUCAUGGCAGCUUAAUACAUCAGGCGAACCAUAAUUUCUCCUCUAGGUGAUACGUUUCCUGCAAUUGUUUUUGGUAGCUUUUUACCAACAACUAAAGAUGUCUUAGCCUCUUUUCCUCCUGGAACUUUGUAAACAUUUAUUGUUCCGGGGGAAGUGAGGAUUAUAUCAAUAUACACUGAUGACGAUGAUGAUGAUAAAGGGGUACAAUGUAGACUUAAAAGUUUUUGCCUACGGCCCCAAGGGCUCGAAAUGAAUAGCUUUAUAUAGGCAGGUUGAAAAUAUAUAUCUUAUCUAAGAUAUAUCACUUUUUUCAA
This is a messenger RNA of Ziziphus jujuba (common jujube), 1783 nucleotides long. Its product is annotated as nicotinamide adenine dinucleotide transporter 1, chloroplastic. The coding region runs from base 463 to 1410 and encodes 315 amino acids. Gene Ontology annotation, molecular function: NAD transmembrane transporter activity. The transcript has 9 exons. NCBI's taxonomy places the organism in Eukaryota, Viridiplantae, Streptophyta, Magnoliopsida, Rosales, Rhamnaceae. The record is from RefSeq and is a predicted model, not a curated record. Gene Ontology annotation, biological process: NAD transmembrane transport.